Messenger RNA from Diachasmimorpha longicaudata, 3839 nucleotides. Its product is annotated as proteoglycan 4. The record is from RefSeq and is a predicted model, not a curated record. Gene Ontology annotation, molecular function: protein binding. Lineage: Eukaryota; Metazoa; Arthropoda; Insecta; Hymenoptera; Braconidae. The transcript has 14 exons. Bases 723 to 3302 code for a protein of 859 amino acids. Gene Ontology annotation, cellular component: stereocilia ankle link complex; plasma membrane; cilium.
AGACACAAAAUCGAGGUAACGAAGUCGGUUGGAGGAUUCGUCGACGGCUUUUACAUGCCCCCAUUGUUUAUUCGGGUUUUCACAUCGAUGAUGUAACAGUGGCGGGAGCCCCUGAGUCGACCUGCGACCUUCAACGAUCCAAAAUAAAUCAAACAACUCAAUGCACUCAUCAGGUGAUGAUGUGCUACUGGGAUAAACGGUUUCGGUGAGUCGAGAAAUUAAAACGAAUAUUUUUGGAAUUUUUUUUUUGUGAUAAUGGACAGAGACAAUUCACACUGGUCAUUGAGAGGUGGUAGAGGUUUUCGGACAGUAGACUAUUGAGUGUGAAGUGUCUGGUGAAGUGUUGAGUGUUUUUUUUAUUUAUUAAAAUUGUCGAAAUGUGGCGAUUUUGUUUAUUGUUGAUGGCAGAGAAAAUACGAUUCAACUCCCAAAAUCGAUUUUCAAGUAAAAAAUUUUAAGUGUUCAACGUCAAGUGUCGGAAAGGUCAAGGACACAGUGCGUGGAUAUUUUUUAGUGUGUUAGUGUUGUGUUGUGUUAUCGAAGGAGUUCAGGCGAGUUCGGAGGCGUGAGGACAUUGGAGACGGCCGGCAGACUGUUGGAGAGGUCAUAGAGGAGCUGUUGUUUUUAUUCAACCUCGCUCUGGCUCAUCGAGUGCCUCGAGCACCGGUACAGGGUCGUCGUCCGGUGGUGGCCCAGGAACCGGAAACAAUGGGGGCAGCAGAAUGGCCGUCAUCGGUGUUACAAGGAACGUUCGUUUGAGACGUCGCGGUGCUUCCGGUUUUGGUUUCUCAUUGAGGGGCGGACGAGAGUAUGCGGCUGGUUUUUACGUCAGCGAUGUCCAGCCGGGCGGUGAAGCGCACAGAGCCGGCCUCAGGGUUGGUGAUCAGAUAAUCAGAGUUAACGGAUAUCCUGUGGAGGAUGCUGUUCACCAGGAGGUUGCGUUGCUUGCGAAGAAUCAACAAGUUCUUGUUCUCAAAAUUCGAAGCGUUGGCAUGAUUCCAGUUAAAGAUAAUCCAAAUGAUCCAGUAACCUGGCACAUGGUUCAGGGCCAACAGCAGCAAAUUCAGUACAAUGAGCCUGCAGCUCCGACAAUUCCAUACAAUGAAGUACGAAUUCGUGUUAUGGUUGGGGAGAAGGGGCGUUUGGGAUGCGGUGUAUGCAAAGGAAUUGUGCCGGGACUCACAGUCCAGGGGACACGAGAAGGUGGCCCAGCUCGUGCAGCAGGUCUCAAAGCUGGUGACGUUAUAGUCUGGUGCAAUGGACAACGACUGACAGAUUUGCCAUUUGAAAGAGCAAUCGAGGUGAUGCGCGGUGCAGCAAUUCUCGAUCUAGUUGUCAAUCGGCCAAUUCCAGCUAACAACGGCCUCUACGAUUGUCCAGAGACCCUCUGGAUGCGUGGCUCAAGUGGCUAUGACUCAGAAUCAUCGAGUAUUGGCCCAGUAAGUCCACCAUCACACGGUAAUCCAUCAUCACCGCAACAUCAACUUGGUGGUACUCAGCGUUACGCAGAGACCAGAAAUGGAAGAGCCUGCUGUCCACUGGCCUUGUCAACAAGCAGUUGCUCGUCCUCGGAGUGGAGUCAACCGUGUGAUCAGGGUCAAGACUGGACACGAAAGCCCAACAACACUACGGUCAUACGAGUCAAUCAAAAUGUCAAUCAGAAUACAAAUCAGUAUCGGUCAAAUAUUGGUGUUAAUUAUUCAACGCAUCCGGCUUGUCAUGGAAAUUAUGGAAUAACUGAUCCAGGAAAUGAACCACUUUAUGAUCCAGUGACACCGAGAGAGUACGAAAGCCAUGAUUUUGAUGCCAAUCCACUUGAUGAGAGGAAUAGGAGGCUUAUGUAUGAGAAAGAAAAUAUUGUACUUUAUGAUCCACCCGGAGAUGAUAGAAUCACGUACAGUGCGAAGGAUAAUGGAUUCUCUCCGAAUUUGAAUGCACCGAGGGCUCCUGAUUUCGACCGGAAGACUGUAACAACUGUCGAGGUGCAUCAGUCAUCAGGGCCACCUGCACCACCAUGUCCACCACCGAUGUCUUACAAAUGGCAAACAGUGGACACAAAACCAAUGAUGGGAAUGAACAAACAAAUGGGUAGUACGAUGUCAAUGGGCUCAACAGGUUCAACCGAAACAGAAUCGAGUCUAGAAUCCUGUGGAAAGGAUUCAGCCUCGACUUCGUCCUCUCUCUCAACUUCAUCGUGUGAGCCAGCCUCAUCAACAGUCUCGUUUGCCUCAACCAUGACCACCUCAAACGUGCCACCCCCCAUUAAAUCCCCCGAACCCACCCCCAUCCGUCCGCCACCCCCACCUGGACGUACCUGUCCACCUCUAUCCACAACUGACCUUGGAACUGCCAUAGCCCAAGAACUUCAGCGACGAGCUCAACAGAGAGCAGCUAAAGCUGAAGUGAAUGGAGAUAGAGUCGCGUUUGAACCGAAAAAGCAAUCGCCCAAUCCCGAGGCUUUGAAGGCGCAGGAGAGCAAAGUAACGCAUGAUAAGCUGAUGGAAGAAUUCAAACGAGCCCAUCAAAAAAUGUUCAACCAAAAUCAACAGAAGAUCCAAUCACCAGAACAAGACCAAAAAAAGGAGCAGGAAAAGCGAGUGAAUGGAUCAAACGGUGGUUGCCCACCCCCACCACCCCUACCCCUUCCCGGAUCGCCGAUGAAAUCGGUUGAAGAGGCAGUGGAGAUGCAGAGCAUCGAGUCCUUCAAACUGAAAGAAACACCGAGUCCAGUCAUCCCCAAACCACCACCGACAUAUUUCUCAGCCUCUGCCAACAGUUCGCCAACUACAACCCCAACAAACGGCUCUCCACGUCACGCACCAGUUGUGAAACAGUCCCAGCUCAACGGUAAUAAGGAUUCUGUAAAUAAUAAGUGUCAAGUGCCAAUGGAGAAAAAGAAUUUUGUGAAAAUUCAAAAUUCCAAUGGGCCAAUAGCAGCUAAUACUGGGGGUAAAGUUGCGGUCAGAAUUGGAUCGUACGAGGGAGAGACUAAACAGCCGUCCAGACUUGAAUUUUUACCGCAGGGAAGAAGUACAACGGACGGUGGGAAGCCUGUUGAGGAAGUCAAUAAUGGGCCAGUGGUUUCGAGGCUUCAGAAUGAACUCGCUGCAACCCUGCAGAGAUCCAAUCUUAGAAAAAAAACUGAUGAGGAAAUUGCAGCAACUCCACAAUCACUACCCAAACCAUCGAGUCCCGAUGCCGAACGUCCAGUUACACUCCUCCAGAGCAACGUAGAGAAACUAGCAGCAGCAUUAGCCAACAGAGUAACAAUCAAAGUCAGCCCUGAGAAUGGCUCACGAUAAGGCGCUUAUUAUCAUUGCUCAAACAAUCAGCGAGACAGUCAACACCGAUAAAAUUAAGUAAUUUAAGAGUUUUAUACUCAAACUUUUACUAUAUCUCCAUGAUUUACUAGAGGAUAAAUAAUCAAUGUGGUACACUGAGAAGAAAAAAAAGUCUUUUAAGAAAUGUUUUUAUUUUUAUUAAGAAACUCGUGGCUUGAAAACUCUCUAGAACAUUCGUCUUUAUUUUAUUCAUUCAAUUAAUUAAAUUUAAUUUAAUAUCCAGAUAAAGUGAAAUUGUGAUUUUUAAAUGAUUCGUUUGCAAAUGAAAUGUAAAAUUUGUGGACUUAAUUUGUUUUUUCUUACUGCGAUUUUUAAGCCAGGAAUUUCUUGAUAUACGUAAAACGUUCCUUUUGAAUUUUUUUUUCUGGUUCCAGUGUGAGCUAGCCACUCAGAGAGCUUUCGAAAUCGAAAAUAUCUGCAACAUUUAGAGAUGAAAAAUCUUUUACAAGCGGAAAGUAUAGUCAUAGAGAUUCAGAUGAUGGCUGAAUUUUUUUUUUU